AUGGAGAGUCCAGUUGAUAAACCAAGAUACCAGUAUCGAGACCUUGACUGGACCGCAAAGGAAAUCCGCGUAGUCGAGCUUCUGCCCGGUACUUUCCAAGAGAGAAUCCGCAUCAAGUUUCAUCAUGUCGCUCUAGCACCGCGGCGGCCUUCCGCAAUCAGAUUGCCCCCAAGUCGCGAUGAGAUCCAAAAGACCCUUCCGUCAGACUGGAUCGUCCGGGUCUGUCUCGAUGGUCGCUUCAUAUUCGAGCGCAUCAAGGAUUACAAACCAGAAGAGCCGUACGAGACAUCCUGGCUGCACCCCGUGACGGGCGUCGACCCAAACGUGAGCUUCGACGACAACAAGCUCGAGUAUGAAGGUCUAUCGUACGUCUGGGCCCCUGAAGGCAGCGAAGAAGAUGCUCUCGUCCUAGAACCAACAGCCCCGUCCACGGGCGCGGCCUCGUCGAGCCUCAGCAUCAGGCCGAACCUCGCCGCGGCCCUUCGUCACCUGCGAUACCGCGAUAUUCCAAGGCGCAUGUGGAUCGACGCGCUGUGCAUCAAUCAGACCGAUCUCGAGGAGCGCAAUAGGCAGGUCCACAUCAUGUGCGACAUCUACCGCCGUGCAAGUCACGUCGUUGUCUGGCUGGGGCCGGAGAGGGAGGACAGCAAGAUCGCCAUGGCUGCUCUGCGGCAUCUCGGCGAGCAGGCCGUCUACACCGAGCGCGGGGCGUGGAGGGCGAAUCCGCCCGGUUGCAGUAACCCGGAGCUGGCUCGCGCUUCGGUGCCGCUUCCAUACGACGAGCAGACCUGGCGGUCUAUCACGAACCUGUUGCAGCGUUCCUGGUUCGAGCGUCUUUGGGUAUGGCAAGAGGUUCGUCUAGCUGAUGAGCGCUCUUUCAUGCUCUGCGGCCCCGACAGCAUCUCGCUCUCUCUGUUCCGUCGCGCAAUCUUUUGUGCCAGCGACAAGAAGUUCCUUCCGAGCAACGAGGUGCGCGGGCUGAUUCUUGACGCUGUCGAGGUGAUGCUGCCAUUCUCCAACCAGCCGUUCUUUCGAGAGCUGCAGACUCUCAACUGGAAGGGGUGCGCGAAUCCCCGAGAUAAGAUCUACGGAGCAUUGGGGGCUGCUCCGGCGGCGAUCAGGGAGCGUAUCACCCCGGACUAUUCCCUGCCAGUUGAGAAGGUGUAUGGCCAGUUCUGUAAGGCAUAUCUCGAGUGUCUGGAGAGGCUGGACUUCCUUGACCGUUGCAACAUCGACGCUCGCGAAAUUGAUGGGCCUACCUGGAUUCCAGAUUGGUCCGUCCCCGUCGAUAGAGCAGUACGGCUUCCGUAUGCCGAUAUCUUUUACGCAGCCGGAGCUUCAGCGGCAGAAGUCAGCUUCAAGUCCGGAAAUGGCAUAAAUGACGACAAAACCAUGGAUGCCGCAGGAGUCUACUGCGGUACCGUAUCGUUCGUAGGUCAAAAGUCACCCCCUGACUCCGACGGUCUUCUCGCCGCCGUGAAAACCUGGGAAGCAGAAGCACUCUCAACAGAGCGAUACGCACCGACAAACGAGAGAGCCAUAGACGCCUUCGUCACUCUUCUCGGGUUGGGAUACAUGAUUGAGAGGUGGCCGCAGUGCAACAGUCUUCUCACGGUACCCGAAGCGGCAGACCUGUACGGCAAGGAGUUCAUCAAUGCCAAAGGCGAUGCAGUCUCCCAUGAGUCGCUCAACUUCAUCCGCGUGCGGCACCGGUACUUCAUCAAGACGGACACGGGAUACAUGGGUACAUCUCAUGCACGGCCAGAGAUUGGAGACAAGCUUGUAGUCCUGCUGGGUUGUCCAUCGCCGUUGCUUAUACGACCGGAUCCGGCGUCAAGUUCAGAGGACCAACGGUACAGGGUCGUAGGAGCGACGUACACUCAUGGCCUAAUGGAUACAGAGGCACUGCUCGGUCCCUUACCAGAGGGUUGGAGGGUACGUAUGGCCAGGGAGUCAGGGUUCUUUGACUCUAUGCAUUUCUUCUCAACAACCGCGGAGAAGACGACAAAGGAGGACCCGAGACUCGGCGAAGACCCGGCAGACUGGGAGAGGCUUGAGGCUGUAAGGACGGGCAAUGACCCGUGGAACUUUGCUCGAUAUCGCAGUCGGAAGACGAGGGAAGUGAUCAACUCGGACCCAAGAUUGACGGUGGACGCCCUGAAGUCACGGGGUACUGAUGUCCAAUCCUGGACUCCGUAUUCUCACCCUUGGUUUCAUUCUCGGGAACAUGAUUGUGUUGUAAAGCAAUUAUUGGAAUUUCAAUCACUUCACGAUACCAUGUUGUAUUUGAUAGGCAUUAUUAUUACCAAGAAGCUUCUACCGUUAUGCGAGCAGCAUGCCGCUAUAAGCAGUGCAAGUCGACAGCGCAACAUAGGUGAGGUUCUAGUCAUUCCACACACUGCGAGUCUCAAACCGCUCGCGUUGUUUUUCACAUAUUGGCAGGUGGUACCUUCCUCAAAUCUGAAUCAUCUGAUGGUCGUCACCUAUGUCUACACAAUAUGCCACAAACAAAGUCUAUAUACCCCCUCAAUCCCAUUCCUAUCAUCAGCAACAGCAGGCGCCCCUCUAGGUCGGGGGGUCAGGGCAAAAUGGCUGGGUUGUGGAAUGGUUCAACAAUCGAUUACCCCUUCAGCCUAUUCGACUGGCUACGAGUUCGAGUCCGCAUACGAUUCCAGCAUGAGCACUACGAUAACCGCCAAGAGAUGUAGCCACACCGGUGGUGAACUCUUUUUGAUAAAGUCAACAACCAGCUGCUCCCGCGAAUACCAGCGGUGCGUGGUAGUGACAUGGCUCGCCAGUGGAAUCAAUUGGGAGAGCGUCAGACUGAAGCGGGUCACUCGAAAGAGGGCUUGGAAAACUUCAUUCAAUCAAUCUGAAGGUCGUGUGUUCAAUCCACACUGGCCGCAUCUUCGCUUUUUGCUGUUCUUACCAACAGACUUUGGUCAGGGAAGAUUUUCGGCCAACUUGGGCUCCACACGCCCCUGGAGCCGCCGCAACGGCCCGGCCCCACCUUCCAGAAUUUUGCGUCAGUCGCGGUCUGGAGCUCUCUUUCCCCAUGCGCGUCAACUCAACCUAGAAGGCCCUUUCAAUCCUGGGCGGUUGCCUUCUUUACAGAGCUCUCUGAUUGAGCGCAGGAUAUCAAUCGACUCGGCGAAGAUGGAGAAGGACUUGCGUCUGCGCCUUGUGGUUCGGCGCCAUGCCGUGCCCGAUGUCAAGCUUCUCUGGAACGUCACCGCCAACGAUGACCUCACCAUCUCGAAGCUCCUCGCCCUGGUCAACGAUGUCGUUCCCCUCGAGAGCGGCGAAUGGGGCCUGGAGGACUACGCCGUUGAGCUUAAGGAUGCUUCUGGCGACGGCUUCGAAUGCGUCCACUAUCACCUUGUCUCCAAGGUGCUUAAGGACGAUGAUCAAGUCAUUAUUCGCCCCCUCCUUACCGGCGACCUGAAAAGACGGCGACUCAGCGGGCGACACCAGAUUUCCGCCGACGGGAAGCACCUUGUCGACGGCCUCGCCUUCGGGCGCCCCUGGCUCAGAGCCCCUCGAGACCGCCCUACUGUCAGUCUUCCCCCGAGAAAGAAGGCUCGAAUCACAUACAUCAGCGAAGAUGAAGACUCCCCUUCUGAGGCCGAGGCAGAGCGGCCGAUGCUGGAGUACGAAUCCACAAGAGCACAGGAGGAUCCCUCGAGCGUCCAGCUCCGCACGCGGUUCUACGAUGCAGAUGUAGGCAGCGACUCUGAAACAGACGAGGACGACUUUGAGCCUGCCGCCGCCGACGAUGACGAUGAGGGCCUGGACUCGGAUAAUGAUGAUAUUCAGGAUGAGCUUCGUAUGCUUCGAGAAGACAAUGCCGCCGUUCGAGAAGGCGAUAUUCUCGAAGAGCUGCGAAACAUUAGAGACAGGAGAGCAUCCAGUGGAACCGCUAGCAGCAGGCACUCGUUGGAGACGUCUGAUGACUCUCCAGUACCGUCAGCGAGCAAUGCGCUAGUCAGAUCUGGAGGAAGGUCAAAUAGGUUCCAGCUAAACUUAGACACGCUCGACAAGAUUGCUGCACUGAGAGCCGCGUUCCCUAGCGCUCAGGUCUCGACGAUCGAAAGGGCGCUUUUGAGAUACGGCGCGAACUUCGCUAGAGUAUAUCGCAAACUGAACAAGACAUUCGAAUCCCGUCUCAACCUCCAGCAGACUUUGGACCAUCAGGCGAGGAGUCUGUCCAGCAGUCCAAUCCGACACGCGAACUCGAACACGGGGCGUGAGCUCGUUCUCCGGGAAUCGAGCCCACUUGCUCGAUCCUCUCACGCCACAUCCCAUGACCAGGAUGAAGAGGAGGAAGAGGAUGAGGAUAGCGAUGAAGCUUCAGAGACCAUGAAUCAUAAUGCAUACGCCGAUCGUGCUUCGAUUGGCAGUGACGAAAUCUCAACUUCGGACUCCGAAUCAGGUUCCGACGGCGCAACAUCUGAGUCUGAUGAGGAGAUGGGCAACGCUUCCGAAAAUGAUACAGUUGCCUCUUCUUCCGAUGACGAUUCCGACAGCGAAUCAAGUCAAGCGGGAGGCGGGGGGCCUAUUGCGGAUGAAGACAAUUCAGACUCGGCCGACGAAGAAGCCUCGAGCUCAGACGACGAAUCGAGCUCCGACAAUUCAUCCAGCGAUGAGUCAAGUGUGGCAUCUGCAAAAGACCGGUUGUCCGCAAAACAGGCCGCGAUCGUCGAGGUCUCAUCCGAUUCGUCGUCAGAUUCAUCUUCAGACGACAGCAGCAGCGAAGAUUCUAGCUCGGAUUCCGAACCUGAGGAGCUUCCCAGCAAGACCCUCUCUACCCAACGGAUUCGUUUUGAAUCCAACGAAACCCUGGAGCUGCAACAAGCAGCACCAGUCGCCGCAACCCAGACAAAGCAAGAUCAGCCCAAUGUGCCUCCCGGUCAGGGAUUGAGCAAGACGCAAAAAAGAAAUGCGAGGCGCAAACUUGCCAAGAAAAUGGCCGGCCAGAAGAGGUCCCCGUCGACUCAGAAUAGCGAAGAGUUCUCCCCAGCGGAGAUGUCUGAGAUGCAGGCAGUAUUCUUGGCAAGAAAGCAAGCCUUACUGAACGCUAUUGCAUCCGACGGCCCGGCUGAGACUAGCCAAGAGAAGUCCCUUCAGAUACCCGACUCGGCACCUCAAGAUGUUGAAACAUCAACUGCUGAUGCCGACAUGAUGGAGGCUUCACAGAGCCCUGUCGCGCAAGAAGCUGUCUCUCAGCGGCGCAUGAAGCCCAAUGUUGGAGCUGCCCGCCGCAUGCUCAUGGGAUCUUUGGGGCUCAAGAACCCGAAGAACAAGGCUGACGAAGACAAGAUUCGUCAAGAUUUGAUGAAGGGUGUCCGGCCUCACACCAACGCUCGUCUGUCAGAAGGGGCUUCUCAGCCUAGCGAAUCCGCACAGACCCAAGUAUCGGUACAGGAAGAUCCCGAAGCAUGGCGCGAGAAAAUCGCUUACCGAGCCGUAGAAUGCUGCCACGACGGGGUCGAACUUUCCGAACCGCCCUUCCCUUUUGUCCAGCGCUGGGACCCCCAACAGCAGGUGGAAGAAUGGUUCGGUUCGAAGAAUAAGCGCGGGGGCAAGCGUAAGCGCGUACAGCGCGAUCAAGCUCAAUAUCAAGAAAAUGCCGACUCUCAAUCGUCGAAGAAGCGUCGCGUAACCGAUGACAGUUUUGGUGUGACCUUCUCCGACGCGGUUGAGUCUGCUCAAGAGGGAGACAUGACACUUAACUAUGACGAUCCGUCUGACGAUCCACCAGCAACCAAGAUACCAGGUGAGGAAAGCCAGGCGACGGAUAUUGACGAUCUCCCUUCACUUCCAUCCGAUCUGUCCACUCUUCCGGACCUUCGCCCAGGAGAAGCCAAACUAGGCAUGGUUGUCACUUGGAAGCAACUGGUCUUGUCAUCACAAACCAACUGGCAACCCCAAGUGGUGAGCUUGACCGGCGUUCUCGUCAGGAUCUAUGAUGAGGACGCAUCCGAUCUUGAAUUCAUACUGGCUCAUCGUGAUCGAGGCGUCGAUCGGACCGAGAAGACCUACGAUGAAGAGACUGGGGAGAGAGUUUACGAUCGCUUUGAAGCCCCCGAUGAUGACGAGGAUGAUGAGGAUGCAGAAAACGAACUCGAAGAAGGACAUCGACGCGUGAAUUAUCUAGAACUGAUCGAGCCUAAGAUUGUACAGUUUCCUCUGGAAGAUGACACAAAACAGGGCAGAAACGAAAAAUCCGGUGCCUCGGAGGGCGAAAGUGGCCCUACAGACAGCGUCAUUCACGAAACCAUAUACGACGGCCAAAGCCAGCCGUCUCAGGUUGAUGGAGAAAUUUCCGGUCAGUCCGAGGUGGGUGAAGUUGGAAGUCAGUCAAAAGUCGAUGCAAAGGGAAGUCGAGCCAGGGCUAAUACGGACGAACAACAGCCUCAAGUCGUCGUGGGUAGUGACCCCCGUCUUGAUGCAUCCGCGGACGGCGAUGAGUCUAUUCAACUCGAUACACACUUGAAUGGUAGUGACGACAGUAUGAACGAAGGCGACGUGCCCACCCCCCGAGCCAAAGGCCAAUCGAAAAACAAUAGUACAGUGCCGACAACAGACGACGACUCUCAGAACUCCAAUGCCAAUGCCCUCUCCAUCUCAUCGGAUCGUCGUCAUGAGAUCAGCAUCAUGAUCGAAGAAGCAGGCCUUCGCAAAGAUGCGUCACCGUCAGUCAUUCGUCACAAAACAAGCAGCCCAUCCCGCCAGUUGCUCGACCAGCUGCAAGCUGCCAAUACACCCCGAGUCAUUUCAAAGUCCCCGCUGUCCCAAGACAGCGUUGCGGAAAACGUUGCGCCAGCGCCGGAUAAUAGUGGAGAUGCGGCUACUAAACUUGCCGCUGAAGAGGUCAUUCCGCCGCCGUCAUCUGUGAGUAGCAUUCGCAGUGGUCGGCAACUCGACCCGGAUGACUUUAGCUUUCAUAUGGGAGACGACGACACCCAGCUGAUGAGCGACGCUGGUCAUGGGUCCCCUUCUGUGGACGCAUCGACUCCGAGAGCCCAGGUCAGCACGCCAACCAGAGGUAAUGACACACCUGAGCCGAACUCGGGCGAGAAGUCUUCUCUUCCGUCACUGGAGAGCCUGUUCAAAACGGCCUCGCAGCGAAAUUCGCAGAAGACCACACAGAGCCCAUCCAGGUCCCAGGUAUUGUCGGUGGCAGAGUCACGGAAGUCCAUUGUUUCUCGCGAUGAAGAAUACGAAGCCGCCAUGCGCCAAAUCGACGAGGCUAAUGAAGACGGUGAAAAUGAGGUAGAAGAAUAUGAGUCGCCCCAUGAACUUGGGAAAGCACGGAAGAAACUGUUCCCCAAAUCGAGCCAGCCAGAGGGAGUGACUCUCUCUAAGUCACCAGACUUGCCAGAUCUCAAGCCGACUAAGUCAGUGCCCUCAUCACUCGUCGAGGUGGAGGACAUCAAGCCCCGUCGACUACGUGAGCGGGUCCGCACAGCCUCUCCAUUUGUGGUUCCUCCUGGAUCGCAGGUAGUUACAUUAUCCUCGAGCCCGCCUAGCUCGCCGCUGGAGGAAAAUUACGCGGAAGACGAUGUUGACGAGGACUAUGAGGAAAACAACAGCAGUAGUCUUCCGCAUGGAUCCGGCUGGGUGCAGAAAAGCAAGCCCCCCAAGAACAACCCGCGGACGAAGAGUGUGCCGGCAGCGAGAGGCACGACCAAGACGGCGACUGCGGGUAGAUCCGUUCCGUCGAGCUCGAUGCCCGCGAGAUCCGCCGCAAAGGGGAAGGGGCCACGCAAGUCAUCGGCAAGGUUCUAG
This is a messenger RNA of Colletotrichum lupini, 7791 nucleotides long. RefSeq lists its product as uncharacterized. Lineage: Eukaryota; Fungi; Ascomycota; Sordariomycetes; Glomerellales; Glomerellaceae. The transcript is spliced from 8 exons. Gene Ontology annotation, molecular function: protein binding. The coding region runs from base 1 to 7791 and encodes 2596 amino acids. The record is from RefSeq and is a predicted model, not a curated record.